Limanda limanda (common dab) is the source of this 735-nucleotide messenger RNA. Its product is annotated as kallikrein-8-like. The record is from RefSeq and is a predicted model, not a curated record. The transcript is spliced from 6 exons. Gene Ontology annotation, molecular function: serine-type endopeptidase activity. Gene Ontology annotation, biological process: proteolysis. The coding region runs from base 1 to 735 and encodes 244 amino acids. NCBI's taxonomy places the organism in Eukaryota, Metazoa, Chordata, Actinopteri, Pleuronectiformes, Pleuronectidae.
AUGGCUCGUCUCACAACUCUUCUCUUUGCCAUGUGGCUUGGUGUGACAGUGAGCACAGUGGUCGAUCUGGAGAAGAGAAUCUUCGGAGGUGAAGAGUGUGGACCAAAGGAGCGUCUGUACCAUGUCAAGGUGAUAUCAACUGAUAUGGACCGACAACGGUUCCGUUGUGGCGGCUCUCUGAUCAGUGACCGAUGGAUUCUGACUGCAGGUCACUGCUUUAAGCCAGGACGGACUUUCACCGCAUAUAUAGGCGUGCAUCCUGGUCCUCCUCAAGUAGUGAGAAUCACAGAGAAACCUAAAAUCUUCAACGACGGCAAGAUACACGACCUCAUGUUACUGAAGCUGCCUGAAGCAGUAGGUAUCAAACCUGUACAACUUCCCGACUGUCAACAUCGUCCCACGAUAGGUGCUGUGGUUCAGGUGGCAGGUCACGGUAUCUCGAAGCUUGGCCCAAAUAAUGAAAAACGACGUGGUUUUCCAGACACUCUGCAAUGUGCUGAUAUGAACAUCACCGACUGUCAAGGUCGAAUCCAUGAGCACUGGAUCUGUUACAGAGCACGUUCGAUGGAUACAGGUGGCGGUGACUCUGGUGGAGGAGUGGUGUACAGGGACAGGAUUUAUGGUGUCCAUGUAAAGGGUCAUCCUACACAUGCCUUUGCUGCACCAGCUGUAUCUAUGGACCUCUGUUAUCCGCCAUACUUGAAGUGGAUCAAGGAUACUAUCAAGCAACCAUGA